Messenger RNA from Ostrea edulis (European flat oyster), 2217 nucleotides. Its product is annotated as ficolin-2-like. Lineage: Eukaryota; Metazoa; Mollusca; Bivalvia; Ostreida; Ostreidae. The record is from RefSeq and is a predicted model, not a curated record. The coding region runs from base 1 to 1059 and encodes 352 amino acids. The transcript has 6 exons.
AUGUUAAGAUUGCAUAACAAGGAUAACUCAACAUCCGGAUUGGAGAGGUUGUUCUGUAUAUUGCUGCUUUUGAAUGCUGUAUUUUUGGGUGAGGGGUGUACAGAUUACAAUCCUAUUCACGGGGAGAGAUACAUCGGUCCUGUGGUUUCUAUGGUUACCAUGGUGGGACUAAAGCAGUGUGUUAAGGAAUGUCUAGCCAGACCCGUUGACUGUGGAGGCGUGAACUACAGGAAAACGCACUUUCUCUGUGAAGUUGUGAGAGAAAUAAACCAAACUGUACCAGCCUCGGAGUACGUUAGGAUUCCACUUGAUGAUGUUGCUGAUGACAUACCAGUAUGUCAAUCAUGUUUAUCUGGACAGAAAUGUAUCAGAUUAUCCAGCAAUAAAAGGCACUGUGUCCAAGAAGAAUAUGAUCCGAUUGAUUGUACAGCAAUACAUCGACUGUCUUCAUCUCUACCUAGUGGCCUGUACAGAAUAAAAAUUCCAAUCCUGGGUCACGUGACUGUUGUAUGCGAGAUGGAGAUCGAUGGAGGGGGCUGGACAAUUUUUCAACGUCGCAUGGAUGGUUCUGAAGAUUUUUACCGGACAUGGGCGGAGUAUAAGGACGGAUUUGGAAAUCUGACGUCAGAGUUUUGGCUAGGCAACGACAAACUACAUUAUCUACUGAGUCAGGGAUCCUAUGAAUUAAGGAUGGACAUGAGUGACUUCAACAAUCAGACGCGCUAUGUUAAAUAUAGCAACAUUUCUAUUGGCAACGAGGCUUCCCAAUACGUCAUAUCUAUAUCUGGUUACUCCGGAAACGUCGGUGAUUGCUUCACAUCAGGAAUAAACAAUAUGAAGUUUUCGACAAAGGAUCAAGACAAUGAUGCAACUUCCGGAAGCUGCGCAGUUCGGUACCAGUCUGGAUGGUGGCAUAACAGUUGUCAUUGUUCCAACCCGAAUGGCCUCUACUUGGCGGGGGAAACGUCAAUAUUUGGCGACGGCAUCACGUACAGUCCUUGGCUUACUCAUUAUUACUCGCUGAAAACUAUUCAACUUAUGGUUAGAAGGGUGGUAUAAGAGGAAUCUGUGAAGAGGAAGAAAUUCAGCGUUAGGUGGAUAUCAUGAAAAACGUUCAGCCGAUCUCAUAAUCAUUUGUCUGGGUUGGUAACGGAUUGAACAUUGUAAAUUCGUCACUGGGUGACAUUCGUCGAUUUAGCAGUUGCAAUUCAAUGUCUGAAAUGAUCAACAUAGUUUCAUUCUGUAUUUGGAAUCAAAUUUUAUCACUUUCCUUAAAGAGCAAUGAUAAACAAGCACCUGCCUCCAAUGACAGUUCAGUAUGAAUAGUUACUUUGAAUUACAGUUUUUAUUUUAUUUUACCAUCUUUAAUUUUUACACGACCAUGUGUCUGGGACCGGUCUACCUGGUAACAUGGUCGCGGUGGUUUAGUGGUUCACUUCGUGACUGGGUGGUUGCGGGUUUGAAUCUUUCUAAACUUUCUCAUCCUAUUCUCUGGGAGGAAAUAUAUGUUUUGAUUUUAUUAUAUUUGUAUAUGAGGAAAUUAGUAUCUUCCGGUGUUGUGUCUACAAUGCUAUUUAUGAUUAAUUGUGUUCUGUGUAUAAUCCGUUUUUGACAAAUAAGGUGAUCAUAACAGUCUUAUCUAUAGUCAGCAUUUCGCAAAUCCUAUGGUCGUUAUAACGAACUAAUUCACCGAUGCAACUCCAUUGGGUCAGAUCCUGUACGACAUGUUUCAUACAGAUUGUUAGGCCGUUCUUGGCACACUGAUAUUGAAUACAUAUAACUCCGUUUACCUGAUCGAGAUGUAGGAUUAUACCAAUUGUAAGGCCGUUCUUGGCACACUGAUUUUUACUACGCAUAACUCCGUUUACCUGAUCAGGAUAGGCCUCACGGUGGGUGUGACCGGUAGACAGGGAAUACUUACUCCUCCUAGGUACCUGAUACCACCUUUCGGACGGUUGGUGGUCUCUUCCCAGGUACAUUGUAUCCGGGUUCUCUCUUCCACCAAUAAAACUGGGCCCCACCAGAUAACUGAACAAUUUUUGAGUGUGGCGGAAAACAUCAAUCAAUCAAUUAAAAUUCAGUUUCAAAAUAAAUUUCUGAAGUAGUGGUUGGUUGCUUUGUUGUAUGGUGUUUAACAUACUAAUCUAGAAUAUUUCACUCAUAUGGGGACUUUACCUUUGCCGGUGAGAAAGGAGAACAUUAAUUUCAGUCCGAUGG